Molecule: messenger RNA, 1555 nt
Organism: Ricinus communis (castor bean)
Lineage: Eukaryota; Viridiplantae; Streptophyta; Magnoliopsida; Malpighiales; Euphorbiaceae
Product: protein NETWORKED 3C
Exons: 2
Coding region: 402-1343 (313 amino acids)
Cellular component (GO): vacuolar membrane
Molecular function (GO): actin binding
Source: RefSeq, a predicted model, not a curated record
UUUGCGUUUCUUUCUUUUUUAUCCCUAAUUUGAUGCGCAUUUAGCGUUUCUUUACUUUCUUUAUUUGUUUUGAAUUCUGGGAAAGAAUUUUUUUUUUUUUUGAACUUCAAGCAGGUGAUUUAGCGUUUUGAAAAUUUGAAGUUUCUGUUUCCCACUACGAUUUCAGUGGCUAGAAUGACUAAACUGACCUUGGUUGGUUCUCACUAGAAACUACUAAGAUGUCUUUUUAUUGAGUUCUUGUACUUGUCAAUAAGACAAUAACCUCAAUCGGUAACGUUCGUUAGUUUCUGCGGAUUUUUGGCUACUUUAAUCGAAUUGAGACAAACUUUUAUUGUUUGGUGACGCUAAUAAGAGUUGGCGAAGAAGAGAGGAGUGGAGAGGAGAAAGAGAGAAACCGGAAGAUGGUGGAGAUGACAAAGAAGGAAAUGGAAACUUCACACUGGUGGUGGUUUGAUUCUCACCAUAGCUCACUGCGCUCUCCAUGGCUACAAUCCACUCUUGCCGAACUAGACAAUAAGACAAAGGCAAUGCUGAAAGUGAUAGAGGAAGAUGCAGAUUCCUUUGCUCAACGUGCAGAGAUGUACUAUAAGAAACGACCAGAGUUGAUUAGCAUGGUUGAAGAUUUUUACAGAACCCAUCGUUCACUAGCAGAGCGAUAUGAUCAACUUAAGUCUGACUCUGGAAAUCGCCUCCUAACAACAUUGGGUUCUCCCUUUUCAGCCAAAUAUCAAUCCCAGAAGUUCAUGGGUGGGAUGGAUCGAGCCGAUGACAGCCAUUCUGAAACUUAUGAACUGCAGAAGUCCAUUGGUGGGAUGAAUCGAGCCUAUGACAGCCAUUCUGAAACUUAUGAACAUCAGAAAUUUGUCUGUGGGAUGAAUCAAACCUAUGAUAGCCAUUCUGACAUUUAUGACCUAGAGGAUUCUGCCGAAUCUGAAGUUGAUGAUCCUGAACAAGCAGAUGAAACUCAAUCUGAAAUAGAAAUGGGAGAAGUUGAGGAACCUGAACAGAGAUUAGAAACUAGAGAAGUUCAAGCUGAAGAUUUAGGUACAGUAUGCAAUGAUGAAGUGGCGAAGUUGCAUGAAGAAAUAGAAAGGCUCAAGGAAGAGAACAGGAUUCAAAAGGAUCAACUUUUGCAGAAAGAUGAAGAGAAAAGAGAGGUAAUAAGACAGCUCAGUUUAGCUGUGGAAGUAAUUAAACUAGAGAAUUUGAAGCUGAGGAAGUGUGUAGCCAGAGAUUCCCCCAAGAAAGGGAGCUUUUUUGAGUUCAACAAGUUGAAGGAAGUAUUUUCAGGGAAGCUUUUCAAUGGAUCUGCAAAUUCUCGUCUGAGUGUAGUAGCUCUCUAGAUAUACAGCCAUACAAGUAGUUUGUAGACGCAGUAUACAUGUAGAUCAGGGUGUAAAUCACAAGUUUCUAUGUUCAGCUUUAGGAGGUCAAUAUAUUGUCUUUGAAGUCUAGUUAGGAAAUUAGUGUAGUUUUAAAUCUUUUCUAGUUGUUACUGAUAAUACUAUUUCAAUAUUUCUAAAUUCUUGUUUAUGCAAUCUAAUUAUAAGUAACA